CCUAUCAGUCAAAUGGUAUUAUUCAGGCUGGACGUCAAUGCAUACGCCCGACACAAGACCUAACCACAGGUUGAGAAUCUACUGAACCGUUGAUGAUUCAUUGGGGAUCUAACAUUCCCUUUCAGAUUUGUUUCACACAUGUCAAUGGGUUUUGUGUCCAUGAAUGCCUUUUCACGUCUCGAUUUGGAUCAUUUUGAUUCACACCAUGAGGUUCGUGCAGGAAUGCGUUUCAGUGGGCCAUAUCGACACGUUGUCAUGGCCAGUGGAGCGAAGCGCUCCCACGAGUGACCGUUACUUUUGUUUUAUCAACUUCCGUGAUAAAACAGGUGUAUUAGAGGAUAUACAAUUGUUUAUACGACCAGGUAGGAACAAUGGGACAGUCAUCAUCUAAAAAGGCACAUAAGAAGAGGAACGAUAGAGAGAUCCUAAGAGUACCAUCCAACAGUGGCUCAUUUGGUCGUGGCUAUCGGUUUAUAAGUGAUGAAGGAGUACUCACUGUACCUCCAACAAAUGGGAUGGUGAUCAAUAAGUUUCAUUCCAUGCCAAGAGUUAGAACAAGGAGUAGAAGUCGUAGUCCAGGCCGGAGUCGAGGGUCUGACGGAAGUGAAAGAGGAAUAAUGGUCUUCAGCGCCUCCGAGAAGGGGACUCCUGUCAAUGUCGGCGUUAUUCGGAAGAACUCCGCAAACAGACCGAGUGUCAUGCAUGUGUUUGAUGGUACGUCCACGGAUGUGUACGUACGUCAAUCUUCAAACCAUCACACCGAAACUCACACUCAAAGCUCAGCACAAACAAUGUAUCGCCAAACUAGCACCCAGAAAGCCGUUGCCGUGUCCACAAAUCAGAAAUCGUCUGUGUCCAUCGGCAAGAAACAAGGCGUGCCGAACGGGACAGAGAGGCGAUCGCGGGAAAGACAGAGGCUUCCCUCCAGCACCUCCACGGAACCUCGCCCAGAACGUCCAAGGUCACCAGUGAAACCCAGCAACAACAAAGUUGUCAUGACAACCAACCAAGCACCAAUCAUAGGUACAAGUCAGAAACUUGUGACGACGCCUAUGAAGAUUUCCAACCCACCAGCUAAGACUGUAAGGUCAAAGGACGUAGCAGCCAGGAGAAACAGCAUGAAUCCUGAAUCCCGAGCCAGCGGUCAUGCGUUCCUCCCACAGAAACCUGCCUUGGUACCACCAGUUACACGGAAAAAGGAUAUCAUCAAAAAUGCUGCUAUGUUCGAAGAAACUGAUAGGCAUGCUCUGCAGUGCCCGGAGGCCACAUGUUCUAGUCUCCGAUCUCUCGCCACAUAUCUCACAAGCAAAGCCCCGGAUGAUCUGCACCGUGUUAGAUCCAUCUACCGGUGGAUAACGCACAACAUCAGAUACGAUAUCAACUCGAUUCUCGCAGGCACCUACAGGAAUAUGCCUUGUGACCCCCAAACUAUCCUGUUGACAAGGAAGGCGAUCUGUCAUGGGUUUGCAAACAUUUUCACAGGUCUUUGCAGAGAAGUUGACAUCGUUGCGAGAGCCGUGCCUGGUUUCUCAAAAGACUUCUUUUAUGACCCAGACAGCCAACUUCUAACAUUUGAUGACGUAAACCACACCUGGAACAUUGUCUUCGUUCACGGAGAAUGGCGUCAGAUCGACUGUACGUGGGGAUCUGGCUACAUAGAUGAUGACAAUCGGUUCUGUCCUAUGUUCAACGACUUCUACUUUCUGAUGGAUCCACAAAAGUUCGUGUGGAGCCAUUACCCGUACAUCCGAGGAGGACUUGAAGCAAGUUUCCAAUACCAGUUGCUGAAUCCCCCUCUCAACAUCCAUCUCUUCAACAAGAAAGUGUCACCGACUCUCGCAGCGCUUCAAUGGGGAUUGGAGCUUCUGACCCACAAAGACUGUGUCAUCCACGUCGACAAGAGUGUAAAGAUCGAGUUCAGGGUCAACAGAGUGAUGCUUGUAAACGUCCUUUGCAAAUUCAAAAAAUCCGACACAGGCGAAGAAUGUGAUAGGUAUGUUGUUCCACGAAGAAAGAACGAUGGUUCGGUCAGCAUAACAGUCUACCCUCCUGCCAGGGCUACCUACAAGCUACAAGUGUACGGAGAAUCGGCUGGAGGAGAGUAUCGUUCUUGCCCGCUGAUCUCAUAUUCAAUAAAGUGUAUGUCAUUCAUAUCGGGUAUGAAACCAUUUCCCGAAAACAAUGGACUGUGGGGUGUCAAGGCUGUCGCCGAAAACUAUGGUUUUGUCCAUGACGUUUAUAAAGACGACUUCUUUGUGACAGAUAACGGGAUUGUAGAAUUUUCUGUAGGGAUGGCUAGCAAUACAACGACCCUGCUGAAGAUGGAACAUGCCGUUCAGGACAACCCUGAUACGAACAACUUCGUCACAUCGGAGUAUUCCUACAGCGGUAUGAGGGUAAGGGCUAGGUUUCCUUGGGUGGGGUACUAUAAGAUAUCCCUGUUCGCAAAACCACCUGGCACUGAUGGAAACAGUGUUGAUUUAAUUGCAGUUUACCUUGUCCAAUGCAAAACUGCUCUAAAAGACUGCCAACCCUUCCCAACGUCCUUCCCCUUUACCCAGGCUUGUAUGGCUACCCUGGUCGAACCUCAAAGCGGUGUCAUUCCUGCAGGGCAGACUGUCAGCUUCCUUGUCGAUUCUGUGAAACUGGCGCGGAUCCUAGUGGACGGUCGAGGAUCUUCACCUGUGUCCCCUGGUGUGUUCCAAGGCCAAAUUCAACCCAAACCAGCAGGUGCUUUCGUCAGCGUGUAUGGCAACUUGGACGGUAGCAUGAACUAUGACGAACUGUUUCGUUUCACUGUUACUGAGACACGAGAAGGUAUUGCUGUGUGAUGUUUCUCACCGUAGGUUCCUUCUGAUUUAGGUGACAAGGAUAGGACUUGCUGCUACUCGCGUUUUCGCUUGUGCUUUAAGGUGCAAGAUCAUACCGGUGGCUUAGCUUCCCUCUAGGCUUAGCCGAACUGAGGAUACCACGAUUACGGCAUUUGAACUCAGUGAGUCAGUCAGUCAGAGACCGAGUCAGUGGGAGACCAGUCGGGUGACUGUUUAAGAGAGUGAGUGAGUUGGUUGUGGUAGGAAAGUCCGAACUUAUGCCGACAUGUUUACCAUUUUGGCAAAACCCACGACUACGGCUAUGGCGCUGAUAUACCAAAUAUUAUGAUCAGAUCGAAUAUGGGAUUAAAUCUAUAUGCAAGUACUGAUCACAGCGCCAUUAUCGUCCAAAACAAAUACUGUGGGCAGAACCCAACAAGGAUGCUGCGUCUUCAGCUUCCAAUUUAAGCUUCUGUAAAUUAAGCUAUCUAUCUUUAAUAGUAACAAGUCUCUUCUCAGAUAAUGGGGACAUUUUCCCUUCAGUAGCACAUAGUUACCCGGAAUGGAGUCCACGUGUAUGACCAUUAGAUAGCUAUGUCGUAGUGAUGACGGUAAAACACAUGAAGGAUAAGCUUCCAGCUGGAUACAAAUUCCAUCAUUGGUGAGAAAGAGAAUAAUGAUGUGAUUUUUUUCAAAAAGAAAAACAGCUAAUCUGUGAACUUGGAUGAGGUUUCAAUGAUGCUACCAUCAUGUAUAUUUCAGCAGUAUGAGUGUCAGAAGAGUCGUCUUAACGAUACUGUUUUGCUUAUCUAUUCACAUCAGUACCGGGCUGUAAGUGUGUAUAACGCCAAUUGUAGUGUAUAGAUACUUUUGGAUCCGAAAGGUGCUGUAAUUAAUGAAAUUCAACAAGGCUGAUCUAGAGCAUAUAAUAAACGUAUAUAUAAAUCC
This is a messenger RNA of Haliotis rubra (blacklip abalone), 3758 nucleotides long. RefSeq names its product kyphoscoliosis peptidase-like. The coding region runs from base 372 to 2831 and encodes 819 amino acids. Lineage: Eukaryota; Metazoa; Mollusca; Gastropoda; Lepetellida; Haliotidae. The transcript has 5 exons. The record is from RefSeq and is a predicted model, not a curated record.